Molecule: messenger RNA, 912 nt
Organism: Colletotrichum aenigma
Lineage: Eukaryota; Fungi; Ascomycota; Sordariomycetes; Glomerellales; Glomerellaceae
Exons: 2
Coding region: 1-912 (303 amino acids)
Source: RefSeq, a predicted model, not a curated record
AUGCUUUUUUUCAACCUUCCACUCCUUCUGAGAUAUUGCCUCAUCUUUUCAAACGGCGCAUCGUCCCAUCUACUACCGCGAGCGGGCGAUGAUCCUGGGGGACAUCAAUGGUUGGGUCAUGACAAAGUCCCAGCCCUCACCCAGAACGCCUCCCCCGGCCUGGAAGGCCAGCUCGAACUUCGAUUCAACCCCAGUCUCUACAUCUCAGGAGGAUGCGACAUCUAUCCCGCGGUCGACGCCAGUGGAAGUCUCGGCGCCGGCCUAAAGCCAACCGGCGGCGGACGAAGCGGCUGCGACAAAGGCGGCAACGGCCAGGUCUACGCCCGCCGCGGGACCAGCCAGGACCGCACCGGCAUCAUGUACAGCUACUACGUCCCCAAAGUGCGCUGGGGCAAGGGCAACGACGAGGGCCACCGCCACUACUGGGCCAGCAUCGUCGUCUGGAUCAACCGCUGGGGCUGCGACGCCGAGGACGUCCCGUCCGUCUGGCCCGUCGGGCUCUCCUUCACGGCGGACCACGCGACGUGGCAGACGGCCAGCGCGGGGGUGACGACCUACGAGGCGUCGGGCGUCGGGCUCGACACGCCGACGCGGCCGCGGAUGCAGAUCCACGAUAAUGCCAUCACCCCGUUCGGGAACGGUGACGCGUCCAAGGCGUUUGGGCGCACGCUGGUGGGAUGGGACUCGUUGCCGGCGGCGGCGCAGAAGGCGUUGGGGGAUGUGAAGUACGAGCAUACGGAGGUCCCGUUUAUUGAUGCCAAUUUCCAGAAGUACAUGGAUGCGGCGUACCGCGAGAGCUUCUACGGAGGUCUGAAAGAAGAUCAGGGUUGCGAUGGUGGAGGGAAGACGCCUACGACGGAGGCACCGAGCUCGACGACUACGGCGCCUGCGAUUGACGAUCCGCUAAGGUGA